Messenger RNA from Striga hermonthica, 884 nucleotides. NCBI's taxonomy places the organism in Eukaryota, Viridiplantae, Streptophyta, Magnoliopsida, Lamiales, Orobanchaceae. The record is from the annotation of a GenBank genome assembly.
AUGAAAAGCGAAUGCCGGGCACCAAGGAAAGACAAAGAAGGCCGGACAGCCAAUGCCGCGACGGAGGACACGGCGGAUGCACUCUUGUUGAGUGUGAGAAGCUCGCUCGAUGACUGGAUCGUGGACUCAGGGGCCUCAUUUCACUCAUGCAGUAGCAGAGACAUCAUGGAGCCAUACACCGCAGGAACGCUUUACACGGCUAGUGGAUCCAGCUCAAACAUUCUCCUGGCAGGAGCUGUCUCACAGUCACACUUGUGGCACAAUCGCUUGGGCCAUAUGAGCGAGAAAGGAAUGAAGGUACUAAAAUCCAGAGGACUUUUGCCCGAGUUUGAGUCAGUGGACGUGGGUCUCUGCGAGCAAUGCGUGCUUGGGAAGCAGAAGCGAGUGAGCUUCACGACCACCGGGAAAGCUCCAAAGACAGAAAAACUGGAGCUCGUGCACACUGACUUAUGGGGGCCAGCACCGGUGACAUCUCUUGGAGGAUCGAUGUACUACAUGACGUUCGUCGAUGACUGCACAAGAAAGGUAUGGGUGUACUUUCUGAAAAGAAAAUCCGAAGCCUUUGAUACUUUCAGGAGAUGGAGAGCACUCGUGGAGAAAGAGACAGGUCUGGAAGUGAAAUGUCUCAGAUCCGACAACGGUGGCGAGUACAACAGUGAAGCCAUCAAAGAAUACUGCGCUGAUCAUGGGAUCCGGAUGCAGAAGACGGUCCCAGGGACACCUCAACAAAAUGGCAUUGCGGAGAGGAUGAACAGAACACUGAAUGAGCAUGAGAUCGAGCGUACAGAAGAAGAGGCAGAACCAGAAUCAGAUGAACCGAUUGCUGAAAGCAGCACGCCUCUGGCACUGGGCCGAGAACCGAGGAUGAGAAGGGCCCCAGAUAG